This is a messenger RNA of Acanthamoeba castellanii str. Neff, 1458 nucleotides long. Its product is annotated as Kynurenine Aminotransferase. Gene Ontology annotation, cellular component: mitochondrion; cytoplasm. Gene Ontology annotation, molecular function: L-kynurenine:2-oxoglutarate transaminase activity; pyridoxal phosphate binding. Gene Ontology annotation, biological process: biosynthetic process. NCBI's taxonomy places the organism in Eukaryota, Discosea, Longamoebia, Acanthamoebidae. The transcript is spliced from 10 exons. The coding region runs from base 1 to 1458 and encodes 485 amino acids. The record is from RefSeq and is a predicted model, not a curated record.
AUGAGGAAGUGCUUCGUCGCGCGGUCGUGCCUCAACUCCCCCGUUCAGGGCGGCCUCCUAAAGGGCGGCAGCCUGGAGGCCGUGUCCGUGCUCGCCCCGCGCUUGUUCGCACCUCUGUCCAGCUGGGCGUCGUCCUCCCGCCAGUGCCGGAGCUACGCGGUGACCGUGCCGCCCAGCGAAAAGUUCGCCCGGGCCAAGCGCAUCGAGACCUUCGGCGAGACCGUCUGGAGCGAGUUCACACCGCUGGCCCAGAAAUACCAGGCCGUGCAGCUCGGCCAGGGCUUCCCCGACUUUCCGGCGCCCGACUUUGUGUUGGCCGCGGCGCAGACGGCGAUCCACAACAACCUCAACCAGUACACGCGCAUGCAGGGACACCCCAGGCUGGUCAAGGCGCUGGCCAACACCUACAGUCCGCUCUUUGGCCGUGAGCUCGACCCCAUGAACGACAUCCUCGUGACGGUCGGGGCCACGGAGGGCAUCUUCGCGGUGAUCUCGGCCCUCGUCAAUCCGGGCGAGGAGGUGAUCAUGCUGGAACCCUUCUACGACGCCUACCCGACCGACACCAUCCUCAACGAGGGCGUGCCCGUCUACGUGCCCCUCCGGCCGCCCAAGGUUCCCAAGGGCACCAUCACCUCCGCCAACGAUUGGAAGUUGGACUUUGAUGAGCUGGAAAGCAAGAUCACGCCCAAGAGCAAGAUUCUGAUCUUCAACAACCCCACCAACAUCCCGGGCAAGGUGUGGACGAGGGAAGAGAUGGAGGAGGUGGCUCGGCUGGCGAAGAAGCACAACCUGAUCGUGCUGAGCGACGAGGUCUACGAGUGGAUGACUUAUGACGACGCCACGCACAUCCGCAUGGCCAGCCUGCCCGGCAUGUGGGAACGCACCAUCACCCUGGGAAGCGCCGGGAAGUCGUUCUCGGUGACGGGGUGGAAGGUCGGGUGGGCCAUCGCACCGCCGCACUUCACCACCGCUCUCGGGACCAUCCACCAGUUCGACUGCUUCACACACGGCACGCCCCUCCAGGAGGCCAUCGCCGUCGCCUUCGAACAAGCCGAGGAAAAGAACUAUUUUCCCGACCUGAAGCAGAUGUACUGGCGCAAGCGAGACAAGCUGGUGGCGACGCUGCGCGACUGCGGCCUCGCGCCGGUGGUGCCCAAGGGCUCCUACUUCGUCAUGGCCGACACGUCCUCCAUUCCGUCGUCCGUCUUCAUGGGCAAGGGCAAGGCCGAGCCGGGCAUCGGCGGCGACGGCCCCAAGGAAGAGACCCGCGACUACCAGUUCUGCCGCUGGCUCACACGCGAACUCGGCGUGGGCGCGAUUCCGCCGUCGGCGUUCUUCUCGAAGGAGAACGCGCACAUUGCGGAGAACUUUGUGCGGUUCACCUUCUGCAAGCGGGACGAGGUGCUCGACGCCGCGGCCACCAAGCUCCACAAGCUUCGCGACCUCUCCGCGCAAUAA